This is a messenger RNA of Anoplophora glabripennis (Asian longhorned beetle), 1703 nucleotides long. RefSeq names its product orphan steroid hormone receptor 2. The record is from RefSeq and is a predicted model, not a curated record. Bases 194 to 1660 code for a protein of 488 amino acids. The transcript has 5 exons. NCBI's taxonomy places the organism in Eukaryota, Metazoa, Arthropoda, Insecta, Coleoptera, Cerambycidae. Gene Ontology annotation, molecular function: zinc ion binding; nuclear receptor activity; RNA polymerase II cis-regulatory region sequence-specific DNA binding. Gene Ontology annotation, biological process: regulation of transcription by RNA polymerase II; cell differentiation; anatomical structure development.
UAAGGUCAUGAACCUUGUCCAAUGUAUUCUUAUUUAAAAUUCAAUGAAAGGUCGAGUUGAAUCGUGAUAUAGUUUACCCAGCUUAGCAAUGUUCAACAGUGUUUAGUGAAAAUAUUACGGGAAUGCAAAAAAUCAAUGAGAAAUUAAAGUGGUAAUAUAUCCCAAGUGUUUAUAAAAUAAAUAAUAUAGCAACAUGGAUCUAGAGCAAAGCAUUAAAACUGAAAUGCUUAGCGACAAGAAUAGAAAUAACUCAAAUAUGUGCCAAACUGUUGAACUGUGUGUUGUUUGUGGAGACAGAGCUUCAGGAAGGCACUAUGGGGCCAUAUCUUGCGAAGGCUGUAAAGGGUUUUUUAAAAGGUCCAUACGUAAACAAUUGGGAUACCAAUGCAGGGGAAGCAAAAAUUGCGAGGUUACCAAACACCAUAGAAAUAGAUGUCAAUAUUGUAGACUGCAAAAAUGCCUAGCGUGUGGAAUGAGAAGUGACUCUGUUCAGCAUGAGAGAAAGCCUAUAAUAGACAAAAAAGAAUAUACCAAUAAUACAGAAAUUAAAUUUAACCCCAAUGCUAUUAAUGCCGUUAACAAAAUAUUUAUUCGGAAAGACUUGAAUACUGAAACAGGACUGAUUCCUAAUCCUUUUUGCCCCAGUGAUCUCGGACUACAAUUUUUAAAUAAAAGAAUAGCUAACAGUACAGCAUCAGAACUGCCCUUUCACCUUUCCCCCAGUCAGGCCAGCAUUGAAGAUGACAUAUCAAUGGACAGCACAAACACGGGCACGGAACUGAGUGAUGCAUUAACCAUGGCACGUGACAAACAAAUGAUAUCUAAAGCAUUGGAUACAAUGGCAAGAGUGCAGUGUCUGAAUGGAACAGAUUUGGCCACAUUAACAUCUGAAGAAAAUUGUUUUGACUAUGAUGGACCAAUUUUGCAAGAUCAACAUAUUCCUUUCAAUUUACAAAUACCGGGACCAGUUCCUCCAUAUUUAAAUAUCCAUUACAUUUGUGAGAGUGGUUCACGAUUGCUUUUUCUCUCCGUGCAUUGGGCAAAGAAUAUUCCUGCUUUCCAGUACUUAAGUUCCGAAACACAAGUUUCUUUGCUUCGAGGCUGUUGGUCGGAACUCUUCACUCUCGGUUUAGCACAGUGUUCACAGUCAUUAUCUUUGUCUACAAUACUUUCUGCGCUUAUAAGUCAUCUUCACGCUUCCAUUGCUCAAGAUAAAAUGUCCGCGAAUAAAGUGAAGCAAGUCACUGAUCAUAUAGUAAAAUUGCAGGACUAUGUUACUAGCAUGAAUCGGUUGCAUGUAAGUGAGCAAGAGUAUGCUUACUUGAAGGCUAUUACUUUAUUUUCUGCUGACCAACCUGAUAUUUUAUUAAGAAAGCAGAUCGAAAAACUACAAGAGAAAUCGUUCCAAGGACUGAGGAGUUAUGUUAAUAAUUGCUUUCCGGAUGAUAACGACAGAUUUCCAAAAUUAUUAUUACGUCUUCCACCUCUCAGAGCCCUCGAGCCAAAUAUAUUGGAAGAAUUAUUUUUUGCUGGUUUGAUAGGGCAAGUUCAAAUAGACAGUGUCAUCCCCUACAUUUUGAGAAUGGGGAACAGUAUCUCCAACCCAGGCAACAACAGACAAGUAAAAAGUGAACACUUGGAAGAGUUUAUGUGCAAAUAACCUCUUUUGUGGUGUCCUCUAAAGGAACAACCAUUGUUUGUAA